Molecule: messenger RNA, 1746 nt
Organism: Clupea harengus (Atlantic herring)
Lineage: Eukaryota; Metazoa; Chordata; Actinopteri; Clupeiformes; Clupeidae
Product: zinc finger protein 883-like
Exons: 3
Coding region: 1-1746 (581 amino acids)
Biological process (GO): regulation of transcription by RNA polymerase II
Cellular component (GO): nucleus
Molecular function (GO): DNA-binding transcription activator activity, RNA polymerase II-specific; RNA polymerase II cis-regulatory region sequence-specific DNA binding
Source: RefSeq, a predicted model, not a curated record
AUGAGCCAGACCACCCCACACACGCCAGGAGCUGAGAGUAACCUCUCUCCUGUGGAGUCCGCCCAACUUUUUAAAUUUGUGGCAGACCUCCUCAAAACCUCCCCUGAUGAAAGGGAGGCACUUGAACAGAUGAACCUAGAUGAGUGUCAGUCCAAGAUUGACGACUUAAUCAGGCAUGUUCAUGAUCCCUACCGUAAAGUCUUCACCAUUAAAAGAGUGAUAGGUAGAUUAUUCCUGUUUCAUCACCAGAGCAGCCGCCUGGAGAUAGAGAUUCUCCGCAAGGAGAACCAGGAACUGAGUUCUAGUUGUGACAGACUAGACACACGCAACCAGAAACUACAUGAGGAGCUCAAGCUCUCUAAUGAGACACUGGGUAAACCCACCAUGCGGAAGAUUAGGAAGAAUGCACAAAGGACAUGGGAGACAGUGGUGCGCCCGGUGGACCAGCCGGAUGAGGAGCCUAGAGUGCUCAAUACCUUCACGCGCUCGUCAGACGUGCGCCGGCACCAGCUGAUCCACACGGGGGAGCGUCCCUUCCGCUGCUCCCACUGCGAGAAGACCUUUCAGCACGCCUGGGACCUCACCAAGCACCAGCGCAAGACCCACGGCGAGUGCAUCUUCCGCUGCCAGACGUGCAGCUCCGACUUCCCCAACCUGCGCACGCUGGCAGCCCACCACAAGAAGAGCCACGAGGGGCCCAUGCCGCACACGUGCUCCAUCUGUGGCGAGAGCUUCCCGGAACCGGUAACCCUGAUCGAGCACCGGAAGACGCACGGUGACAAGCUCGAGUACAAGUGUCAGCAGUGCGGCGAGGGCUUCGACACCCUGCUGGAGCGCUCCAAGCACCGGCAGACGCACAUGGGCAAGCGGCAGUUCAAGUGCCCGCAGUGCGACAAGACGUACACGCGGCGGGCUGACGUCAAGCGGCACCAGCUGACCCACACCGGUGAGCGGCCGCACCAGUGCGCCCAGUGCGGCCGCUGCUUUGGCCUCAACUCUGCGCUCAAGAAGCACCAGGUGGUACACACCGGGGAGAGGCCCUACAAGUGCGAACACUGCCCCAAGCGCUUCACCUUGGUGUCUAUCCUGGAACGCCACCAGCGCAUGCACACUGGCGAAAGGCCCUUCCUAUGCUCGCAGUGCGGCAAGCGCUUCCUCUCCCUGGGCGAGCUCUCCAAGCACUACAAGUCCCACACUGACGACAGGCCAUACCCGUGCACGCUGUGCAACAAGCGUCUCAAGUCCAAGCGGGCACUCCAGGAGCACGUCCUGGCGCACAGCGGCGAGCGGCCGUACCCCUGCUCGUACUGCGGCAAGCGUUUCACCAAGCCCUUCGCCCUGACCCGCCACCAUCUUAUGCACACGGGCGAGAGGCCGUUCACGUGCUCCCACUGCGACAAGACCUUCCUGACCUCGGCUGAGGUGGCACUGCACGAGCGGGUGCACACGGGCGAGCGGCCGUACGCCUGCCCAGAAUGCCCCAUGAAAUUCCGCAGCUCGUCCGAGCUUGCGAGGCACAAGCGUAACCACACCGGGGAACGGCCCCAUGCCUGCGGGAUCUGCGCCAAAGCUUUCUCUAGUGUGGCCAAACUUAACAAACACACGCUGACCCACGCGAGGGACAAAGCUAUUACGUGUGUGAGCUUGCCUGACAAUCCAGAGGGACUGAACCAGGCUGCCAGCAUAGUGGGGGAGCACAGGGUUGUCCUGACCUUAACAACAACCCAGAAUGAAGUUGAUAUGUGA